Molecule: messenger RNA, 892 nt
Organism: Andrographis paniculata
Lineage: Eukaryota; Viridiplantae; Streptophyta; Magnoliopsida; Lamiales; Acanthaceae
Product: ethylene-responsive transcription factor WIN1-like
Exons: 2
Coding region: 13-705 (230 amino acids)
Biological process (GO): regulation of DNA-templated transcription
Molecular function (GO): DNA binding; DNA-binding transcription factor activity
Source: RefSeq, a predicted model, not a curated record
CCCGUUCCCAUUAUGGCCCCGUUGCGGAGGAGAGCAGCGGCGGAGCCCAGCCGAGCAGCCGCCCGCCAGGCGGCGGAGCAGCAUUUCCGGGGGGUCCGGAAACGGCCCUGGGGGAAAUACGCCGCCGAGAUUAGAGAUCCCUUCAACCGGUGCCGCCACUGGCUGGGAACAUUUGAUACGGCGGUGGAGGCGGCGCGUGCCUACGACAGGGCGGCGAUCGCCUUCCGCGGCAACAACGCCAUGACCAAUUUCCCACCGUCACCGCCGCCGCCGCCGCCGCCGCCGAUGCCGGAGCUCAAUGACGGCGCGGUUUCUGAAAGCUCCUCUUCUGAUCAGGACCCGAGCUCCGGGAGCGAGGCCGGUAGCGCCGACAGCACUGGGGAGUCCUCGACCCGGCUUGCGGCCAACCAGGCGAUCCGGUCCAUGCCGCAAUCGCCUUUGCAGAGCAACCGGGUCGAGGCACCGACCGGAUUCAUCAAUCUGCCGCCGGUUCACCGGCCGAUGCUCCAUCUCCGCCCCGAGACUUACCAGGAAAUCGCCGACAUAAUGAACCGUCGCCGCGGCUUCGGCAGUGGCGGCGGCGGCGGCGAGCCGGUGGAUUUUAUGCGCAGUGAGAGUGGGACCCAGACCGAAUCUGACGCGACUUCUCCAGCCGUCGAUCAGAAGAAAUCUGAGCCGUCGGUGCCAGCUCUUGGCCGCGUUUGAAGAUUCGGAGUUUGAUGCAAAAUUCGGGAUCCUAAAUAUUUUCCUAUGUUAUUACCAAAAAUGAGACUGCUGCGAUGCUUAAAAUGCUGUAUCAUUUGAUUGUUCAUUUGUACCAUUUCCAGCAGCGCAUGUAGCUAUCAUAUCUAUAUAUUUCACCUUAUUAUAUAUAUAUAUGAAUGAUUCCUUU